This is a messenger RNA of Paraglomus brasilianum, 360 nucleotides long. NCBI's taxonomy places the organism in Eukaryota, Fungi, Glomeromycota, Glomeromycetes, Paraglomerales, Paraglomeraceae. The record is from the annotation of a GenBank genome assembly.
AUGGUGAAUCUAAUGAGUAGUAGAAAUAAGAGACAGCGAUUAGAGUUUGACAUUGGAGAUUACGUUAGAGUUAAUAUCCCAAGGGUAGAUAGAACAGGUAUUGAUCGAAGAUCUCUUCCGGUUAUGGAGGUUUUAGAUGGGGGGGUUUAUCAUCUUGGGUGUGCUUAUGGCAUCUUGGGGACCUGUUAUCAAGUUUUUGAUCUAGAGAGCAUAAGUGCAGAGUUCCCUGAACUCGAGAACAUACCAGAGAAACAAAUCUCCCUAACGGAAGCAGUAAAGAUGCAGAGUUCAGCGACAGUCACGGGAGCUCUCUGCCAUUGUAAAUCUAAAUGUGAUAGUAACAGGUGUCCUUGCAAGUGA